Messenger RNA from Hippocampus comes (tiger tail seahorse), 1667 nucleotides. RefSeq names its product coenzyme Q3 methyltransferase (gene coq3). The transcript has 6 exons. Bases 96 to 1130 code for a protein of 344 amino acids. Gene Ontology annotation, biological process: ubiquinone biosynthetic process. Lineage: Eukaryota; Metazoa; Chordata; Actinopteri; Syngnathiformes; Syngnathidae. Gene Ontology annotation, cellular component: mitochondrion. Gene Ontology annotation, molecular function: 3-demethylubiquinol 3-O-methyltransferase activity; polyprenyldihydroxybenzoate methyltransferase activity. The record is from RefSeq and is a predicted model, not a curated record.
CCUUCGUUUUCUCAGCUGUUUCUAGUCGAACAGUUGUCAUUACAGUACCGUGCUCCACGGUCAGUUUGUGAUGACAAAUUGUGUUUGUCAUUAACAUGUUCGCAAACAAGUCGGGCAGUGUCAUGUUAGGGUUGUGUCGCCGCAAAGCAGUGUCCGUUUGCAGCGUUGUUCAGAGUCUCGUGGGUAAUAACCUAUUCGGUUGGAAUGUGGGGUGCAAACAGCGGACUCUGUGGCUCCAGAUGAAUGUUGCGGAGCGGACACAACAGCGGGCCGUGCACCGUAAACUCAGUACAAGAGCAGUCCACCAAACCACAGUGGACCCUGAUGAGCUGAAACGUUUCCGAUUACUGGCCGGCAAGUGGUGGGAUGAAAAUGGCGAGUUCAAAGCCCUACACGCUAUGAAUGACCUGAGAGUGCCUUUCAUAAGAGAUAAUCUGCUGAAUAUGCACAAAGCACAGCAUCCUGGAAAACCACUUGCCGGACUAAGAGUACUGGAUGUUGGCUGUGGAGGCGGUCUGCUCACUGAGCCUCUUGGUCGCCUGGGAGCCAGCGUGUUAGGUAUUGACCCAGUGGAAGAAAACAUUGGCACGGCACAGCUGCAUUCGUUGUGUGACCCCCACCUUGGCGGGCGGGUCAGCUAUCGGGCGUGCACCCUGGAGGAGCUGUCGGCAGAUGUUGCGGGAGGAGAGACGGACCGGGGAGACACGGUGUUCGAUGCCGUCGUAGCGUCCGAGGUCGUGGAACAUCUGGCCGACCUGGAAACAUUCGCCUUCUGCUGCAGCCGCAUACUGAAGCCAGGCGGCUCACUCUUCAUCACCACCAUUAAUAAAACCAACCUGUCAUACGCGUUGGCUGUAGUGGCGGCUGAGCAGCUGCUUCGCAUCGUUCCCAGGGGGACACACGACUGGGAAAAGUUCAUCAGCCCGGUAGAACUGGAGCGCCUUCUGGAGUCCAAUUGUUUCUCAGUGCAGUCGGUCCAAGGUAUGAUGUACAAUCCAGCAUCAGGAGCCUGGAGCUGGAUCAACAGCACUGCCAUCAAUUAUGCCCUGCACGCUGUCAAACUGGCUGAGGAACCCCCAUCAAACCCUCAAACGGACAAGGCAGACAACUCCGCAGCUUCACAGAGCUGAGCCACGGAACAUAGACAUCGGUCAAGAAAUUUGAGCCGCUUGCUGUUUUGCACAACUCCGCAGCAGACAAUUAUCGAAAUGACUGUCAGAAGCAGAGCCGCAGCUCCACAUUGCAUCUCUUUGAACGCUCAGAGCUCAUCUUGAAUAAUUCCAACUCAAUUGGCUGAAUAUUGUGAGCACGAGUGCAACGUGUUAUUUGUGUCGGGGAUGCUCACAAUAAACAGUUCCGUGUGAGUUUGCCGCCACAAGGCUGUGUAUUUUUAGCGUGGAAGCAGGAAGAGGGGGCAGUCACGUGCUUGUGAGGGUGGAGAGCAUUUCACGUGCCACUACUGUAUUAUGUAAUCGGAAUAAAGGCAAUGGCAGAGAAUGAGUCACGUUUUGUCUGAUGUCUAAAUAGUUGGGAUGUGAGAGCGAGAGCACGUUUUCAAUUACUGUGCAUGUAUUCUGUGGGAAUCCACCCUCUAUAGCGGGGAAGUGAUUACUUCAUCUGAUUCAGCUGAAUUUGUUUGCUCACUUACAAAGAAAUUAUCCCCAGUC